Vanrija pseudolonga is the source of this 1164-nucleotide messenger RNA. RefSeq names its product Mycophenolic acid synthesis protein B (gene mpaB). The transcript has 3 exons. Gene Ontology annotation, molecular function: oxidoreductase activity. The coding region runs from base 1 to 1164 and encodes 387 amino acids. The record is from RefSeq and is a predicted model, not a curated record. NCBI's taxonomy places the organism in Eukaryota, Fungi, Basidiomycota, Tremellomycetes, Trichosporonales, Trichosporonaceae.
AUGCACUACUACGCCGUCGCCGCCGCCAUUGCCGCCCUGCUGGCCGUCCGAGUCUACUCGGUCCGCAGGGUGCGCUUCGACCGAUACAAGGCCCUGCACGAGCGCUACAAGCACCUCGUGGCCGACCCGAGCAAGAUGACGUACCAGGAGUCGGAGGACAUUCAGAAGGUCAUGCAGAGUUAUGACAUGCCGUGGAUCGCGGUCCUCUCCCUCUCCUUCGCCCUCUUCAAGACGUACGCGAUCCCGACCAUCUCGCUGGUCCUCAACAAGUCGGGCCAGCUGUCGGACCCGAGCGUCGCCGCGCGGCGCGCAGAAGACACGGCGGUGUUCAUCGGCGAGUUCCUGUAUGGCGGGUUGGACAGCGAGCGCGGGAGCGUCGCGCUCGCGCGGCUCAACUGGCUGCAUGGGCGCUAUGGCGCCUUGAUCACGCGCGACGACCUGCUGUACACCCUCUCCUUGUUCGUGUUCGAGCCGGCCACCUGGGCGAAGAAGUAUGAGUGGCGGGAGAUGAGCCAGCUCGAGCAGGAGUCGAGGUACAUCUUCUGGCGCGAGAUCGGGGCGCGGAUGGGCAUCGCCGACAUCCCCGCCACACGCGCGGGGCUGUGGGACUGGUCGGUCGCAUACGCCGCCAAGGCCGAGAAGUUUGCGCCGCAGAACAAGGCGGUCGGCGACGCGACGUUCCACGUGCUCCUCAAGCCCAUGCCAGCGCUCCUCAAGCCGCUCGGCAAGGUGGCCGGCACCGUCUUCCUGCCGGACCGCACGCGCGAGGCGUUCGGGUACGCCAAGGCGCCGCUGAUCCUCCGUAUUCUUGUCCCCGCGCUGCUCUCCCUCAAAGGCUUGGUCUGCGGCUACCUCCUCAUGCCGCGCACCCGGCCGCCGCCGUACGUCGAGGCCGUGGUCGUCCACGACGAGAACGACCCCAAGGGCGAGCGCCUGGUGCGCUUCGGCUUCCUCUUCGAGCCGUGGUACUGCGAGCCUGGGAGCACGAGCAUCGGCGCGCUCGGCUUCGGUCAGCCAGGCGGAAAGCAGUGGCACGACGCCGGGUUCAAGCCCGAGACGCUGGGCCCCGAGAGACUGAUGGACCAGGGCGUCGAGCUCGCGAUUAAGAACGGAGCGGCGAUGCGCACGGCCGGUUUGGCGUGUCCUUUCUUCCGGCCGCAGUGA